Sphaerodactylus townsendi is the source of this 2357-nucleotide messenger RNA. It is a transcript of the gene FOXA2, whose product is annotated as forkhead box A2. Bases 122 to 1495 code for a protein of 457 amino acids. The record is from RefSeq and is a predicted model, not a curated record. Gene Ontology annotation, biological process: regulation of transcription by RNA polymerase II; cell differentiation; anatomical structure morphogenesis. Gene Ontology annotation, molecular function: transcription factor binding; RNA polymerase II cis-regulatory region sequence-specific DNA binding; protein domain specific binding. NCBI's taxonomy places the organism in Eukaryota, Metazoa, Chordata, Lepidosauria, Squamata, Sphaerodactylidae. The transcript is spliced from 2 exons.
AGGGGGGAGUUUUCCUUUCCUCUCUCCCCCCCCCCCGCCUUUUUUUGGGUCGCUCUCUCUCCCUCUGCCGUCGCCUGCGGUGGCUGUUAAAUUUUAAACGGCCCUGCGGUCGGCUUCCAGUAUGCUGGGAGUCGUGAAAAUGGAAGGACACGAACACGCGGAGUGGAGCAGCUACUACGGCGAGCCGGAGGGCUACUCGUCCAUGAACGCGGCGGGCCUGGGCAUGAACUCCUACAUGGGCAUGGGCGCCAUGGGCCCGGCGGCCAACAUGGGCCCGGUGUCCGGCGGCGGCGCCAUGGGCAUGUCCUACGCGGCCGGCCCGGCGGGCAUGAGCCUGUCCCCGGGCGCGGGGGCCAUGGCCGGCAUGGCCGCCCACCUGAGCCCCAACCUGAGCCCGCUGGGGGGCCAGGCGGGCGGCAUGGGCGGUGCGCUGGGCGCCUACUCGGCCCUGAGCCCGGUGGCGGGCGGCGGCGGCGGCGGCUACGGGCAGGCGGCGGCGGCGGCGGCGGCGGGGCUGGGCCGCUCGCGGGACGCCAAGAGCUACCGGCGCAGCUACACGCACGCCAAGCCGCCCUACUCGUACAUCUCGCUGAUCACCAUGGCCAUCCAGCAGUCGCCCAACAAGAUGCUGACGCUGAGCGAGAUCUACCAGUGGAUCAUGGACCUGUUCCCCUUCUACCGCCAGAACCAGCAGCGCUGGCAGAACUCCAUCCGCCACUCGCUCUCCUUCAACGACUGCUUCCUGAAGGUGCCCCGCUCGCCCGACAAGCCCGGCAAGGGCUCCUUCUGGACCCUCCACCCGGACUCCGGCAACAUGUUCGAGAACGGCUGCUACCUGCGCCGCCAGAAGCGCUUCAAGUGCGACAAGCCGCCCGGCCCCAAGCCCCAGGCCGGGCAGACGCAGCAGCAGCAGCAGCAGGGGGGCACUUCGCCGGGGACCCCCGCCGGGCCGGGCAAGAAGCCGUCGGCGCCGCCGCCGCCGCAGCCGUCGGAGCGCGACCCGGAGUCGUCGCCCCACGCGGGCGCCUCGCCCUGCCACGAGCACAAGCGCGCCCUGGCCGACCUGAAGGGCCCCCCCGAGCCCGCCCCCUCGCCGGCCCAGCAGCAGCAGCAGCAGCAGCACCUGCUGGCCCAGCACCACGCCCACGCCGGACUGGCCCACGAGGCGCACCUCAAGGCCGAGCACCACUACGCCUUCAACCACCCCUUCUCCAUCACCAACCUGAUGUCCUCCGCCGAGCAGCACCACCCGCAGCACCCCCACGCGCACGCGCACCCCCAGCACCCCCACGCGCACGCGCACCCCCAGCACCCCCACAAAAUGGACCUCAAGGCCUACGAGCAGGUGAUGCACUACGCCGGCGGCGGCUACGGCUCCCCGGUGCCCGGCGGGCUGGCCAUGGGCUCGGUGACGAACAAAGGCGCCCUUGACGGCCCCGGCGACCCCUCCUACUACCAAGGGGUCUACUCGAGGCCCAUCAUGAACUCGUCCUAGAGAGCCCGGCCGGCUUCGGGGCCCAGACGCGGGCAGAAGGAGAGCUCAAGAGACAACCCCCCCCCCCCAAAAAGCCACCUGCCCUCCGCCCCUGCCCAGUCCCUUUCCAACUGUUGGCCACUGCUGGACGGACUACGAACAGCGGAGGAGAGCAACGUUUCUCGAGCCUGAUUUGCGAUAACAACAGGACUGUUUUAACAAUAGACUUACUACGGGAAACCCCCGGGCCCAGCGGUUGACCUCCGGGCGCAGCUCCUCAGAAGAGAGGUCUCUCUGGAGUCCGCUGUCCUGUAAGCCUGGCGGUUUUUGUCCUGCCCUCUUCUCACCAGCACCAGGAAGGCGAGCAGGGGCAUUGGGGGUCGCCGGUUCCAGGGACCCCCGCUAUCCUCCUAUCCUCGUGGUUGUUUUCCAGACAUCGACAUUAUUUUUAUUUCCUUUUGGAGCCUUCUUUCUUUUUAUUAUUAUUUUUUUCUAGGCCACUCCUUGUACGUUUGGUUUUUUCUUUGCCUGUUUGUUUCUGGGAGUUUGAAAUAUGUCUAUUUGGGGGGUACGAAAGCGACCCAAAUAGAAGUGUGUGUGGACCGAUGUUUAGCGCGCAAAACGGAAGAUCAAAAGACUUACUCGUAGCGUUGUGAAAACAAAAACGGAGAGGGAAAAGACGAGAAAAAGCGAAAGGACUUCUAGCCUGCAAGGGACCCAGGAGGAGGAUGGUUUCAUGUUAACCAGGAGAGUAAACCACUCGGAUCGCAUUAAUUUAUCGUUUCUGUACGCUUUAUUUAUGGCUUAUAAAUGUGUAAUCUGGUAACGACCAGCCAAAUUCUCACAAACCGAUAUUAAAAUGCUGUUGGAGAUUUCUCCCCCA